Messenger RNA from Fonsecaea multimorphosa CBS 102226, 2952 nucleotides. RefSeq lists its product as uncharacterized. The record is from RefSeq and is a predicted model, not a curated record. Bases 1 to 2952 code for a protein of 983 amino acids. The transcript is spliced from 6 exons. Gene Ontology annotation, biological process: innate immune response. Gene Ontology annotation, molecular function: protein binding. Gene Ontology annotation, cellular component: cytoplasm. NCBI's taxonomy places the organism in Eukaryota, Fungi, Ascomycota, Eurotiomycetes, Chaetothyriales, Herpotrichiellaceae.
AUGUCGUCAACGACAAAGCUGGGGAGACUCUGGGCCAAGAACCCUCCGCCUGAAAACGCAGAUGCUUGCCCACCUUCAAAGAGCUCGCGGUGGGACUCGUCGCGGUUUCGGAAUGACCCGGAUGCUUCUCCCAAGGCCGAACACGACCCAAUUGCUCUUGUGGUCGAACAUGAUGCCACUGCUCCUGGCGAGCCUCACAACAUAUGGGUUAGAGCGGAGAAGAAAUUAACCAAGAAUGACAAAACAAACAAAGUAUGGCAGCAAUACCUUGAGAUCCUCGAAUCGGAGCUCGGGGCAAAACUCGAACCCAGCGGGACUGUCGAGCGUCAGCAACAGCUAUACAAACUUCUCGAGAUCAAGGCCAAAGAGCUGGUUGACAAAAGGUGGAAAGUCCAAUUAGGUGGUCAUGAAAUGCAAGUCAGGACUAUAAUAACUCAAGCUUGCAAAAACCUUUUACAUGCAAAGGAUCAAAUUCAACGGGUAGCCAAGCACAUCUCUCCUCAAGCAGUGCACGCUUGUACCGGAACGGCCAUGGUUCUCACCCUUAUCAUCCAGGCCGCAGAGCACAAUGCCGCCCUUCUCAAGGGCUUGAAAUCUACUUCUGCGUUAAUCUGCCGCCUCCCCAUCAUGGAAGAUGUCUAUCUACCGACGGAGCCUUGGUCUGCCAGGCCAGCACAUUUUGACGCAUUCCAGGAGAAAUUUGAAGAAAGUCUAACGACGUUAUAUUCUCUGGUUCUCGAAUUUCAGGCACGGGCUCUUUGCUACCUAAAGCGUGUUUGGGCCGCUCAGGUCCUGAGAGACAUGGCGAAGCUAGAUACGUGGGAAGGGCUUCUGAUGAGCAUCGAAAAGUCCGAGGACGCUCUGCGAAGCUACACCCAACUACUUGACGCCGAGGAGAUGAAGAGGAGGUUUGACGAAAUUCGUGAUGCGCAAGAGAAUGACGUUAGGUUUCGAACGUGCGAAUGGUUCACUUCUCAUCCUCGAUUCCAUGAAUGGAAGAACAAAGGCUCCGGUCUGCUCUGGGUGUCUGCCGAUCCAGGGUGCGGGAAGUCUGUCCUGGCCAGGUACCUGGUUGAUGAGGUCGUUCUAAGCACUAGUCAAAGCACGACGUGUUACUUCUUCUUCAAGGAUGAUUCUGAAGACCAAAAAACCGCAGCGAAUGCCCUCUGUGCGAUCCUACGCCAGCUUUUCUUGGAAAAACCCGAUCUUUUACAGGAAUCAAUUCUUGCAGAGUUUCAAACAAAGAAGGACACUCACGUCUCGUCGUUUUCCGAUCUGUGGAAUACUCUUCUGAGUGUCGCCGCAGAUCCAAAUGCUGGAGAGAUUGUGUGCAUUCUGGAUGCAUUGGACGAGUGUCAGGACCGCGACCGAUCUCGGCUCAUCCAGGCUUUGACAGAACUUUACUCUACCAACUACCUGUCCAACUUGAAGUUUCUAUUAACCAGUAGACCAUACGGUCACAUCGGACGCGAAUUCCGGGAGCUAGAGAACUUACUACCGUCCAUUCAUCUCCGAGGCGAGAACGAUGACGAAAUCCAGAAGAUUUCUUUGGAGAUAGACCUCGUCAUCAGAAGCAGAGUCGAAGAUAUCGGCAACAAGUGCUAUCUCUGGGUUCAUCUAACCCUCGAUGCCAUUGAAAAUAUGGAAGGCUUCACGAAAGGCGGCGUCAGGAGAGCAGUACAACAAUUACCGCAGAGCGUCGAUGACGCCUACACCAAGAUCCUAGAAGGGAGUCGGAACCCCGAAAAAGCCAGAAAACUCCUUCAUAUGAUUAUUGGAGCAACGAGACCGCUCACGGUGGGAGAGAUGGCGAUGAUGAUGGCCCUCGAUGGAAGUCACAAAUCAUACGACGAUAUUGAACAGGAACUGGAGCCGGACGAGCGAUUUGAAAUCACUCUCCGUGACAUCUGUGGCCUUUUUGUCGUCGUCAUAGAUAAGAAGGUCUAUCUACUCCAUCAAACGGCCAAAGAGUUUCUACAUUCGAUGCAACUUGAGGAGUCAAAUAGACUGCUCGCGGAAAGAUGCAUUUGGUAUCUCUGUUCAAACUUUAUUGAGGCUAGUGGAGGAGUCUUGCUUGAAUAUGCCUGCUAUAACUGGCCUAGUCACUUUCGCGAGGCUGGUAUAUGUAGCGGGGAGAAAAUAACCGUGUUGGCACGAAAGCUUUGCAAAGAAGGUUCCAAGGAAUAUACCGCAUGGUUUGCUAAGUAUGGAUCAAGAUACUGGUUUCCAAAGUCCAGCAGUUCCCUUCCCAUGGCGUCAUAUUUCGGACUUGCCGGGUUGGUGGAGCUGCUCCUCGACAAGGGCGCCGCGCUGGAGUCGAGGGAUUCAAGAUUCGAUCGGACGCCGUUGUUUUGGGCUGUUCGGAAUCGGCACGAGGCGGUGGUGAAGCUACUACUCGACAGAGGCGCCGAGAUAGAUACCAAGGAUAAGACGGGACAGACUCCGCUGCUUUGGGCUGCGGAGAAUGGCCACGAGGCGUUGGUGGACCUCCUCCUCGAGAAAGGCGGUGGGAUCGAGUCCAGGGACGAAAACGGACGGACUCCAUUGUCACGGGCUGCACAGGAUGGCCGCGAGGCAGGGAUAAUGCUGCUUCUCGCAAAGGGUGCAGCGAUAGAGACCAGGGACAGAACAGGUCGGACGCCAUUGCUAUGGGCCGCAUGGCAGGGACGCGAGGCGGUGGUUAAGCUUCUCCUCAGCAGGGGUGCUCACACAGAGCCCAAGGAUGAGAGCGGACGGACUGCGCUAUCAUUGGCAGCCGAGUAUGGGCGCGAGGCAAUUGCCAAGAUGCUCCUCGAGAAGGGCGCCGAGGUGGAUUCGAGAGAUGUCGAGGGUUGGACGCCGCUGGUGUGGGCGAGACACCGCGGGCGGACGUCGUUGGCAAAGCUGCUGCUCGAGAAUGGCGCCAAUCCCGGCGUGAUAGCCAAGUUUGAGCCACUGGAAUACAUUAGGUAG